CAUUUAAAGUGAAAAGGCACUCGCACAGUAUUAUUAACCCCUUAUCCCUGCAUGCAGGAGGAGAGGGUGAGGGUGUGUGUUUACAAUGACAGAUUCCUGGUGUAAUGUGCUAUUUAUCCGGCUCUCUACAUUCAGCAUCGGACAGCGACAGGAUUUAUUUACCAGCGCGGCUGAGCCGGAACCUACACUCGCUGUUGCUUGUUUCCGGGCGGACCGUUGCACCCGCACAAUGUUUUGCCAGCUCGUUGCUAGGUAACCAGGAAAGCUGGUGACGGCGGCAUUGGGCGGGAAAGCCCGAGUGACGGCCGGUGUCGGAGUGUCAGAGCUGCCAGGCCCGCAGUGACCCCCCUCCUGACAUGGCUGCUCCCCUGCCGGCCUCCGUGUCGGCCAUGGACGCGGUGGUCACGGUGAGCGGCUCCGUGCAGAAAUAUGUCUCCAAGAAGAAGAAGGUGCUGAACGCCGAGGAGGCCGAGCUGUACGAGCUGAGCCAGGCUGCCGGCAUCGUCCUGGACCAGGAGGUGUUUAAGUGAGUGUCACAGCCAGUAACAUUGCAGAUACAAUAAGUAGGCCAUGCUGUGCUCUGUGUAAUAUAAUAUAAUAUACCAAAUGUGUGCUGCUAAUGGAAGCUCAUACCCAGAUAUAUCUAAUGCAACUCAUCCCAUUGUAUCAAACAUCAUAAUCACAACAGACCGAUUAUAAAUGCCAGGAGUACCCUACCUUGGUAAUGGGUCAAGCUAUCUAGUAUUGGUCUUCCCCCUCACCUGGGUCCCCACCAGGCUCCUGGUUGCCAGGCAGAAGCAGAUGCAGUCGUGGUUCAUUGGCUGAGAGCGUCAAGUGCCUGGGCAUGAUCUGUAUACUAAAACGGUUUCAUUAACCACUUAAAGAAACACAUGACAAUCUAUGCCGUCAUACAGUGCAGGGCUUUAAUGGCCAUGGACGGCAUAGACUGUCAUGCUGUUUUAAUAGUAACCCCAAGUAUUUAUUUUUUUUUGGACACCUGUGGCUCUUCUCUAUCAGCUGAAGUCAAAAGUAGUGGUCCCAGACUGAAAAAUGCUAUUUGCUGAGUUCAAAGUGAGCGGUGCAAUCUGGGAUUUAAAUCCCCAUUGUCACAAUGUAGUGUGAGCAGGGUUAAAUUCCUGCUACCCACCAGUAUGGGGCUUCACUCUUGGCCCCAAACUGACAGGUGAGAUCCUCCCCCCCCCCCCCCUCAUGGUCCCACUCUCACCGGGCUGAAGGGGUUAAACUCUUACCUUUCGCCAGCGCCAGGCUCCCUCGGCGCUGGGGAACUCUCCUCCCUCUCUCGACAUCAGUUUUGAUUGCGCAUGCACUGCAAGAGCCACAUGCGCAUUCAAUGCUUUCCUAUGGACAUCAGCUUCUUCUCACAGUGAGAAGCGCGGAAGCACCUCUAGCGGCUGUCAAUGAGACAGCCACUGGAGGCUGGAUUAACCCUAGUUAGUUGAUCUAAUUGCAUAUGCCUGUCAAGUCUUAUGGCUUGACUGCAGAUCUGUAUUUAACAAUACAUUGACACUCUAUCUCUCUGAUUUAUUUAUAUAUAUAUAUAUAUAUAUUUUUUUUUUUUUUUCACAAAAGUGAGUACACCCCUCACAUUUUUGUAAAUAUUUUAUUAUAUCUUUAAUGUGACAACACUGAAGAAAUUACUCUGCUACAAUGUAAAGUAGUAAGUGUGUAUAACAAUGUAAAUUUGCUGUCCUCUCAAAAUAACUCAACACACAGCCAUUAAUGUCUAAACUUUUUGGAACAAAAGUGAGUACACCCCCAAGUGGAAAUGUCCAAAUUGGGCCCAAAGUGUCAAUAUUUUGUGUUUUCCAGCACUGCUUUAACCCUCAUGAGCAUGGAGUUCACCAGAGCUUCACCGGUUGCCACUGGAGUCCUUUUCUACUCUUCCAUGAUGACAUUACAGAGCUGGUGGAUGUUAGAGACCUUGCGCUCCCCCACCUUCCAUUUGAGGAUGCUCAAUAGGGUUAAGGUCUGGAGCCUUUACCUUCAGCUUCUUUAGCAAGGCAGUGGUCGUCUUGGAGGUGUGUUUGGGGUCGUUAUCAUGUUGGAAUACUGCCAUGUGGCCCAGUCUCCGAAGGGAGGGGAUCAUGUUCUGCUUCAGUCACAGUACCUGUUGGCAUUCAUGGUUCCUUCAAUGAACUGUAGCUCCCCAGUGCCAGCAGCACUCAUGCAGGCCCUGAUCAUGACACUACCAUCACCAUGCUUGACUGUAGGCAAGACAAACUUAUCUUUGUACUCCUCACCUGGUUGCCGCCACACACGCUUGACACCAUCUGAACCAAAUAAGUUUAUCUUGGUCUCAUCGGACCACAGGACAUGGUUCCAGUAAUCCAUGUCUUUAGUCUGCUUGUCUUCAGCAAACUGUCUGCGGGCUUUCAUCUUUAGAAGAGGAUUCCUUCUGGUUAGACAGCCAUGCAGACCAAUUUAAUGCCACGUGGUACCCACAGACUGAGCACUGACAGGCUGUCCCCCACCCCUUCAAUGCUGGCAGCACUCAUACUUCCCAAUGACAACCUCUGGAUAUGACGCUAAGCAUAUACACUAAACUUCUUUGGUUGAUGAUGGCGAGGCCUGUUUUGAGUGGAACCUGUCCUGUGAAACCACUGUAUGGUCUUGCCCUCCGUGCUGCAGCUUAGUUUCAGGGUCUUGGUAAUCUUCAUAUAGCCUAGGCCAACUUUAUGUAGAGCAACAAUUCUUUUUUUCAGAUCUUUAGAGAGUUCUUUGCCACGAGGUGCCAUGUUGAACAUUCAGGGACUAGUACGAGAGAGUGUAAGAGCAAUAACACCAAAUUUAACACACCUGAGACCUGGUAACACUAGUGAGUCACAUAACACCUGGGAGGGAAAAUGGCUAAUUGGGUCCAAUUUGGACAUUUCCACUUAGGGAUGUACUAACGUUUGUUGCCAAUGGUUUAGACAUUAAUGGCUAUGUGUUGAGUUAUUUUGACUAAAUUUGCACUGUUAUACAGGCUAUACACUUACUACAUUACAUUGUAGCAGAGUGUCAUUUCUUCAAUGUUGUCACAUGAAAAGAUAUAAUAAAAUAUUUACAAAAAUGUGAGAUGUGUGUUUGUAUACGUGUGUGUGUGUGUGUGUAUAUGUGUGUAUGUAUAUGUAUGUAUAUAUAUAUAUAUAUAUAUAUAUAUAUAUAUAUAUAUAUAUAUAUAUAUAUAUAUAUAUAUAUAUAUAUAUAUAUAUAUAUUAGUACAGUUGUACCUCGGUUUACGAAUUUAAUGCAUUCUCCGGGACGUUUCUUAUUGCGAAAAAUUUGUAAACCAAAACGCAGUUUUCCAUAGGAAUGCAUUGAAAACCAAUUAAUCCGUUCUGGAAGUCAGAAAAAAGUCAAAAUGAGCUGACAUGGAAACCAACCCAUAAUGCAGAACACACAGUAAAAUGCAUGCAAACGACGAAGCUCAGCUCCCUACCUUUCCACCACUUGAGAAAUGCACUCAAAAAGUCCGAAAACCAUUGCAAAAAGUGGCUCCAAUACUCGAUGCAAAAACCGCUCCAACACCUCCACUCUCGACGCCACGUGGUACCCACAGACUCCAGCAUGCACGGGGGUGGCGCAUGCUGGUGGCAUCCUGGGGAAACUUGCUUUGUAUUUUUAAAAAAGUUUGUAAACCGAGGCAUUAUUUUCAAUGGAUUUUCAUUUGUAAACCAAAAAUAAUGUUAACCGAAGUGCUUGUAAACAAAGGUACCACUGUGUAUGUGUAUAUGUAUAAAUAUAUAUCUCAAAAUACACUUAGAAUGGAAAUAUAUAGAUGAAUCCAAUACAUUGUUAUAUAUAUAUCUCAAAAUCCAUUUAGAAUGGGAAUAUAUAGAUGUAGAGAUAGACAUAUAUUUCCAAUAAAGGUCAGCGCUCCCAGGAAUUUUCUGCAAAUCUUCUUCUAUUUGUAAUCCAAAAACAAUGUAUUUUCAUGAUAAGGACAAUGUUUCAGUUCACAAAAUAAACUGUCAUGUGGAUUUGUCCAGGCCAAUGUGUACAAAUGGUAUUCAAAAUGGAAUUGGGAAUUGCUCACUUUUUAUUAUAUCAUGUUAAUAGAGCUGCAUGUCAGGAAAUGCAGAUAUCUCUGUGACAUUUUCCCCAUUUGUCAGUUUGUUUCUUUCAUAUAUUCUCUGCUAUUUCAUUGUUUAAUAAACUAAACACAUGCAAAUAUUUAACGCUAACCAGCUUUCAUUUUCCCAGGAUUAUUGUGGAUUUAUUAAAGCUGAAUGUGGCUCCAUUAGCGGUAUUCCAGAUGCUGAAGUCAAUGUGUGCUGGACACAGACUGACAGACUCUGCCUCAGCUGAGACCUGCUCUUCUACAUCUGUGCCAUCUAGUAAUACAGAAGCAAGAGGUAACAGAUUGUAUAAUGUACAAUGUUUGUGUACCAGUCAUGGUGCAUGCAGUUUAGGCUUAAAUUAAAGAGCAUUAAUAUCAUCUAUACAUGGUGCUAGCAGAAGAGCUUCAAUGUAUAGAUUUUCCCAAUGGUGGUUUUCUUUCUCUUGGUUUCUGUGCUACUCACCCAGCAAGCAUUUUUCACACUUGAACAUUUACUAUAGGAUGCACUGAGCCCAGUGUUCAGUUUAAGUAUUGCAUACAAGCAUACAUAUGACUGAGGAAGCAAAUUAAACAAACCCAUAGUCAGGCAGUUGUUAUGCAUGAAUGUGACUUAAUAUACAUUUUUAUGCAUGUCCUAUUAAAGCUAUCUAAUGCAUAUUGAGAAACCAAUGAUGUAGCAUACUUGAGCCUAUACACUUAGAAAUAUGUUCUUUUCACCAGGGUGAGUUGCUAAAUUAAUUCAGAUGCUGGAAUUUCAUUUUAGUGGGUGUAUAUCACUUUGGUAAAAUGUAAUAAUUGUUUUUGUUUUUUUUUAAUAAAACUCCAACAGUAAAAAUUUGCAGAUUUUCAGUUAUUUGUAUUAAAAGCUAUAAUAACACCUUAACAGCAUUGAGUACGCAUAUAUACUUUCUCCUCUUCCAUUCUUUUCUCUCUCUUAAAGGACCCCUCUAGGCACCCAGACCACUUCAGCUUAAUGAAGUGGUCUGGGUGCCAGGUCCAGCUAGGGUUAACCCAUUUUUUUAAUAAACAUAGCAGUUUCAGAGAAACUGCUAUGUUUAUGAAUGGGUUAAGCCUUCCUCCAAAGCCUCUAGCUGCUGUCUCAUUGACAGCCGCUAGAGGCGCUUGCGUGAUUCUCACUGUGAAAAUCACAGUGAGAGCACGCAAGCGUCCAUAGGAAAGCAUUGUAAAUGCUUUCCUAUGCGACCGGCUGAAUGCGCGCGCAUUCAGCCGAAGGGGAGGAGAGCUCCCUGCCCAGCUCUGGAAAAAGGUAAGUUUUAACCCCUCUCCAGAGCCCGGCGGGCACCCUCAGGGCACUAUAGUGCCAGGAAAACAAGUAUGUUGGUCCUUUAAUGAGAAAUAUAAAGGAUAUCAGAGAGAAUAAGGGAAGAGAAGAAAUGAUAAAGGCCUAUCCCCUUGGGCAGGGUUCUUGACCCCGGGCCAUGUGUCCUUGUUGAGACACAGGUACCGUUAGGAGGGUUUGUUUCAAACCAACUAUCGAGAGAAUGGCUCUAACCCUCAAGGUCAUCUUGUUGGGUGAGAGGCCAUCCUGUAUUUUCUGGCUUACAACCAGAAUAGAAGAGUAUGACUGUAAUGUAAAUGUCGAUGUUGUGAAGUGUUUGUGCAUGCCAAUAGGAGCACCGGGAGAUUUCUUUAAAGAACAUGGUUAAAAUGGUAUCGGUAAACACUCAGGGCCUAAAUUUACGAGCAAAAAAAACUCUGGUCUACGAUUUUUUUUAAGAAUCAAAAUGUAGAGGUCGGGUUCUUUCAAGAGACUCAUUGGAGGUUGAUAGACAAUGUAAAAUGGGGAGGGGCUAAAUUUCCAAAUGUAUUUCAUGCCUCUCUUAAUGAUAGGAAGAAAAGAGGGGUGGCUAUUUAUUGUGGCAAGUUCCGUGAAAUUUGAAUUAAUUUAUCAAUUUGCAGAUACCGAAGCUAGAUUUUUUAAUUAUUGUUUGUAAACUAAAUGAAAUUAAAUAUACAUUGGUUAACAUAUAUCUGCAUAACUCUUAAAUAUACAUUGGUUAACAUAUAUCUGCAUAACUCUUACUCUUACAUACUAGAACAAGUUGAAUCUAUAAAAACUGGAGUGUGUAUUAUAGCAGGAGAUUUUAACUGCGUUUUGGAUCUAAUCUUGGAUAAGAAGUUUAGUAAUAAUUUAAAAGCCGAUGGUUCUGUAGUAAAAAUGGCUAAAUUCCUAAACAAGUUACUGAAUGAAUUUGAUUUUUUUGAUCUAUGGAGAUCUUCCUACCCGGAGAGACAGGAUUAUACUUUUUUUUUUUUCUCUAGAGUACACUACUCAUUCUCGCGUAUUGAUAUGGUGUGGGGCAACGCAAUAGCUUUAGAAAAGGUAGAGAAGAUUGAAAUCAGGGAUAAUCCCUGGUCAGACCAUAGCAUUAAUAUCUGGAUUAUGAGAGAUCAGUGGAAUAAUAUAAACAAAGCUACAUGGAGAUUAACCCCUUAAGGACAGAGCUUCAAAAGCUUGUCUUUUACUGAAUGACAACAGCAUUUUUUUCAUUUUUUGCUGUUUGCGUUCAACUGCAAUUUGCAUUUUACUAAUUUAUUGCACCGACACAUAUUAUAUACCGUUUUUUAAAGGACAGAAAGGGCUUUAAAUGCUUAGUUAUUAUUAAAAAAAAAUACCGAAAAAUGCAAAAAAAAAUAUUUUUUAAUUUUUUUACAGUUUUUGCAAUAAUAAUGUGUGCACAAUUAGUGCAGGUUAAGGAAAGUAAUUAAAAAUAAAUUAAUUUAGUUGUUCUGAUUUACAGAAUAUAUAAUGUGUCUGGGAUUUUAAUUUUUUUUUUUUUUUUUUGGUAGUUACAGGUCACAAAGCACAAGGAGUAAAAUAAACUUUUAAUGUGGAGCGAUUUUAGAAUUUGGUAUGUUUGUCUUGUAAGCUUAAUAGCCAUAAAAGAAAACAAAAUUGCCACACAAAAGGUAUAUAUUUAUAUAAAGUAGACAUCAUGGGCUAUUUACCUAAGGUGGUUUUGACACUUUCUAUGUAGCCAUUUCACCGCCAACGUCUGCUAAAUAUUGGAGUAAAAUUGUGAUGUUUUUGGGGGGGUGAGCGGGGGGGGGGGUUGGCACACAAACUCAUAACAAAGAAAUUCUCAUGUGUAUUUUGUAAAGUUGGUGUGUGCUAUUCCUGUACAAAGUUUUAUUUUGUGUUCAGUUACAUCUGCUGAGUAAAAUGACACCCCCAUUGUAUGUCUUUGGCACUAUUUCGUGAAGUUACAGUGCCCUAUAGGAUACCUGUCCUUUUCAGUAUUCACAGUAGAAUUUUGAGAGACGGAUUUAAUGAGCCUUUGCUUCCAUUUGGGGUAUUAUAGUAGUUUGACUGUUCAAAAAAACCCCACAAAGGCCUACCAUUUGUAAAAGUAGACACUCCAGGGUAUCUCGUAAGGUGCAUAUUGUGCCUUAACAUGCCCACAUUUUUUCACCAAUAUGCCAUAGUAUGUGGUAAAAAAUAAUUUUGUGCAUUUUUUACAUACAGAUUGCAUUUUUGCUGGGCAUUUUGUAUAUUUCAUAUGUGCCACUAAGUUCAAACCCCCCAAAUUAUGCUCAGCUAUGUCUUCUGAGUAAAAAGACACCCCCAAUGAAUGUCUUUGGCACUAUUUCGUGAAGCUACAGUGCCAUAUAGGAGACCAGGCCAUAUCAGUUUUUACCGAACUUUGAAUUUUGAUGCUGGGCCUAUGUGCAAUUUCCAAGCAUCUUCGCAGGUUUUAAAUUCAAACUACCCCACAAGGGCCUACCAUUUCUUAAAGUAGACACCCCAGGGUAUUUCAAAAGGUAUAUUAUGAACCUUAGCGUGGGAUCAUUUUUCCGCUAGCUUGUACCAAGUGUAGUGGUAAUAAGCGUUUCUGCCUUUUUAACACAGAAAGUGAGUUUGCGCAGUAUAUUUUGCAAACCUUAUGUGUGCUACGACUGUAUAAUACUUCAUAUGUUGCUCAGCUAUGUGGUCUGAGUACAGCAAUACCCCCGUAUGUACCUUUGCCAGGUAUAUGUGGAUGUUGAAGGGGCACAUUUGAGACGCAGCCAUUCAGUUUUUUUCUAACUUUGAAGUUUUACGCUGUGUCCAUGUUCCAAUUUGGAGUAGUUUAGACGGUUGGUUAUUGAAACUUCCCCACAAACACAUACUAUUUAUUAAAGAAUACACCCUGGGGUAAUUCAAAAGGCAUAUUUUGAACCUUGGCGUGGGAUAAUUUUUUUUCUCUAGUUUGUUCCAGGUGUAGUGGUAAUGAGCGUUUUUAAAUGUAUUUUUUUACUUUUUAAACUUUUUUACUUUUAAAAACUAGUUUUUAAACUUUUGUUUUGCUUAUUAAUUUUUUUAAACUUUCCUAAACUUUCUUAAAACUUUUUUACAGAUUUAACAUUUUUCUAAGCUUUUUUUUUUACCGUUAACCCCUAACUAGCAGUAAGCAGCACUAACAGUAAAUUCCCCAUUUUCCCAUAACUCCCACCCACCCCAGCUAGCAAAAUAUAUAAUUAUAAAAUAUUUAAAUUAGUUAAUUAAAUAAAUUGAACCCCUGAGGGUUAAUAAAUAAAUAAAAGUUAAUCGUCAGGGUUUAAAAAAAAUUAGAUCACAGUAUAAUACUGUGAUCUGUAUUUUGAUCACUGUAGGCAGUGAUCGACUGGCAGGGAAGGGGUUAAUUUUUAUUUGGACUGGUUAAAGGGGGUGUUUUUUUAUUUUUUACUUAAACAUUAUUAAAACUUUUUAUUAACUUAAUUUUGAACUUUUUAAAGCUUAUUUUAAAACUUUUUUUAACGUUAACCCCUAGUUAGCUUAACACCGAAUCCUCCAAUUCCCCACUAACUUCCACCCACCCCAGCUAGCUAAAUUUAUAAUUUUAAAAUACUUAAAUAAAAAAAUAAAAAAUCAGAUCAUAGUAAAAUGUAAUCCCUGCCAAUUGAUCACUGUAGUCAGUGAUCAAUUGGCAGGGAAGAGGUUAAUUUUUUAUUUAAAUGGGUAAAGUUGGGUGGGAUUUUAAAUUAACUUUAUUUUAUUUUUUUAACAGGGGGCAGGAUCAUCACUGAUCCGUCUCCCUGCACUUCACACAGAACCAGGAAGUGCAGGGAGGCAGAAGGUAAGUAUACUAAGCACAUGUGCUCGCUCUGACAUGUUGUCAGAGCGAGCACAUGUGCUGGGUAGCACUAUCGGGUGCUCCCGGUCUGCCUCUAAUACAGAGGCAGACCGGAGCACCAUUAACCCCGCGAUCGCCGCGAUCUGGGGUUAAUUUUACCGUGUGACAGACGAGGUCCAUCACUCGUCGUUAAGGGUUUCCCCUGAGUGACGGACCUUGUCCGUCACUCAUCAUUAAGGCAUUAAAAGAUUAUCUACUCCAUAAUGGAUCAAAUCUAGAUUCUCUUAGAUCCUAGAUAGAACGCUAUUUUGAAAUUAACAUGCCCAACGAAACCUCAUUUUCUAAUAACUGGUGUUCUUUUAAAGCUAACAUGAGAGGCAACUUAAUAAGCUUAGAAGCACACUUAAAUAGGAACAAAAGUCUGGACUUAUUCCCUCUUUAUAAUAAUCUAGCUGAAAAGUGAAAAAGAAUAAGAUUAAUCCUUCUAGAGUUAAUUUAGAAGCGAUUAAGAUGAUUAAAGACCAAAUUAAUCAAAUCAACAUAGAAAAGAAUGUAAAAAUUCUGGCAAAACUUAAGUUGAAAGAAUACAGUAUGGGGAACAGAGCAGACAAACUCCUAACUAAGAAGCUCAGAGAUAAAAGGGUCUCAAGUAGAAUAACAAAAAUAAAGAUGAAUAGCAAGAUCCAUAUUUCUCCCACGUCUAUAGGGAAAUGUUUUAAUACAUAUUAUAGCGACUUAUAUUCCCUUUCAACAAAAGAAAAAGAUACAGACAAAUACCUAGAGGCUAUUGACCUCCCAACAAUAUCAGACUCUCAAAGAACACUUCUUAAUGCUCAGAUAACGACCCAAAAGGGGUGGAGGAAGCUAUUAGAAAAUUGGAGAAUAAUAAAACUCCGGGUCCUGAUGGAUUUUCAAAUAUCUUUUAUAAAGCUUUUGGUGAUCUUCUCAAAAAACAAUUAGCAGACUUAUUUAACAAUAUAGUAGAAACCGGUCAAUUCCCCAAAGAAAUGCUAAGAGCAAAUAUAACUCCAAUAUUGAAGCAGAAUAAAGACCUAAGUCAGGUGGAAAGUUAUAGACCUAUUUCCCUCAUAAAUACUGAUGUCAAGAUCUUUGCUGCAAUAAUAGAAAAUAGGAUGAAAACCACACUACCUGAUAUAAUAGACCCUGAUCAAAUAGGUUUUGUACCAGGUAGAAUCUCCUCUGAUAACACCAGAUGUAUUAUUGACAUCAUAGACUUGGCUAAUAGAACAAAAAAAAACCUUUCUAUAGUAACGGUGGACGCUGAGAAAGCGUUUGAUAGAGUGGAUUGGGUAUUUAUGAGCAAAAUCCUGAAAAAAUGUGGAUUCAAGGGUUGGAUCCAUCGAGCCAUAAUGUCUCUAUAUACCGGUCAUUCGGUGAGGACAGUGGGCCAUAACAUCUGCGCUGACUGGUUCAAUUUGUAUAAUGGAACAAGACAGGGCUGCCCGCUGUCCCCUAUUCUCUACAUAAUUACUAUGGAAAUCUUGGCUAAUAAAAUAAGAUCUAACCAACAUAUAAGAGGGAUAACUAUUAAACAUAGAGAGUUGAAACUGAAACUGUACGCUGACUAUCUAAUUUUGACCCUUACCGAUCCUAUUAAAUCCAUCAAGGCUUUUAUGGAGGUAGUAAAGGAAUAUAGUGAAAUUUCUAACUAUAAAUUAAAUGAAGAUAAAACAACCAUAUUAGAUAUUAAUUUACAUACAGCCACCAGGACCCACCUACAAGAAUUCUAUAACUUUAAAUGGGCUAAAAAUAGUAUCCCAUAUCUAGGGAUAUUUUUGACAAGUAAUCCCUCAGAAUUAAUGCAGAUUAACUUUUUGAGCAACUUUAGGGACAUGUCCAAAGCUCUGAACAGAUGGAAAAAAAAUAGAAAUUUCUUGGUGGGGUAGAAUGAAUUUAAUAAAGGCAUAUCUCUUCCCUAAGUGGGCAUAUAUGUUCCAAAUGCUUCGCAUAAGAAUACCUAGACCAUGGCUCGACAUGAUUCAAAAUUCGGUCACUAAUUUUAUUUGGAAAAACAAGAGACCUAGAAUAAAAUACUCCUGGCACAGAUAAUUAAAGGAGGCUUGUGUUUUCCGACCAUUAACGAUAUAUAUCUGGCAAACGAGUUCUUCCAUAUUUACCGAACCCAGUUGGAAAGUGUUAAGAACGAGGGGUGGUAUAUCCUAGAAAGGGAGAUAUGUCAAGUUCAAGAUCUAAGUUCUUUACUCUGGUAUAGUCCCGCUGAUCCUAAAGUCCGAUUUAUUAGCUCUCCUCCGUUCCUUCUCCUUGGCUGAAUGCGCACGCGCGGCAAGAGCUGCGCGCGCAUUCAGCCGGUCACAUAGGAAAGCAUUCAUAAUGCUUUCCUAUGGACGCUUGCGUGCUCUCACUGUGAAAAUCACAGUGAGAAGCACGCAAGCGCCUCUAGUGGCUGUCAAUGAGACAGCCACUAGAGGAUUAGGGGGAAGGCUUAACCCAUACAUAAACAUAGCAGUUUCUCUGACAAUUUUGUUGUUUAUGAAAAAAUGGGUUAACCCUAGCUGGACCUGGCACCCAGACCACUUCAUUAAGCUGAAGUGGUCUGGGUGCCUAGAGUGGUCCUUUAACUCUUAAAAUUGAAUUAAUACCAUAUUACGUAACAGACCUUAACUUAAAGAGUUGGAUCCUUAGUGGUAUCGUCCAGACUGACCAGUUGUUUGUAAACGACAAAAUCAAACCAUUCCCACAACUGAAGCAGGAAUUCCGGUUACCUAAUAAGGAAUUAUUUACAUAUUUGAGAUAAAAAAAAAACUUCUUAAACCAAAAGAUUGAGCAUAAUCCUCAAGUCGGGGCUAAACUGAUAUGUUUAAUAUCAAAUAAUAAGACAGUAAAUAGAGUAUCUGCUACAGCAAUGAAUGCUAUCCUAAAACUGGAUGCACCUCCUGUCAUUACGUCUUUGCAAAAAUGGGAGAAUUAAAAAUAAAAAUUAAUAAGGGAAAUUGUUGUGCAGUUAUACCCAGAACAGCUAAAAAUAUUCAUUGUUUGAAUUUACUGGAAACAUUAUAUAAAGUAAUAAAUAGAUGGUAUCCUGUCCCUACCAGACUAGCCAAUAUGUACAGCUCGACUGCACCACUAUGUUGGAGAUGUAAGCAACAGUUGGGCUCUUUCAUACACAUUUGGUGGGAAUGUGAGAUUGUCAGAAACUUUUGGCAGGAACGUUUUGUUACUCUUGAUAAAUUGAUUUUCUAAGCCUAUUCCUAAAUUUCCAGAAAAUGCUAUUUUACAUUUAAAUAUUGAUUCCUUAUCUCAGAAGGAUUUGAUUAUUUAUAUUGAUUUUAUGAUAGCGGUAAAGAUAAUAAUAGCUAGGAAUUGGAAAAAUUCAUUACCCUUUUCUUUAGACAAACUCUUAUCUCAGGUUAAGUUUCAAUUGGGAAUGGAAUCCCAACUAGAUAAGCUAUAUGGUAAAGAUCUGAAAGCUAAAGAUUAUAGUACCUUUUGGCUAGAAAAGUUAUAAAGUGAAUAUGGGGAUUAUGGUUGUCCCUGAGUGACAGAAUGUCCAGGUCACACCUAAAGACUAAAGGGCGGAAAACUAGUAUAAGACUCUGUGAUCUUGGAAUUCUGUGACCAAUUUAUAGAACUCCCCUCGCUCUCUAUUUGGCAUGAAAGUUGCUGUAUUUGUAUUUAUAUGUUGUGCUAUGACUUUUGUUAUGAUUUUGAUUGAAUUCUGAACAUCAUGUUUUAUGUAAGCAAGUUAAAUGUCUAUUUUGUAUGAAAAUAAUACAAAUUAUAAAAAAAAAACAGUACUUAUUAGUUACUGCUUAAAUAAAAUAAAAAAUAGCGAUCUAUAAAUUGUGUGUUGCACUCACUAAAAGUUGUUAAAAAGUAAACACGUUAUUUUACCGAUGUAUUGCUAGAGAAAGCUCACAAGAUGGCACUGUUUGAUACAAUCUAAUAAUGUACUGUUGUCAUAUAGCCUAAUCCAGGGAAAAGUUUGCAAAAGAAAGCAAACUACAAUUAUACCCCUGAAAGAGAGAGGCUGUUAGCAUAAUCACAAUUGGAAGCUAACGUCCAACUUCAUGUUAAGUAGUCCUGGGAGGGGAUUACAAACUCACCAUUGUACCCCCAAUAUGUGAACUGUGCAUGUAACAAAAGUUGCACACUCUUAAAUAUACCAGCCCUUAGUUUUGGGCAGUGCACUCAUCUUUGCCCAUGUGUAUAUAUUUAUCAGGACAGUUUGCACCGUAAUGAUGCAUUAUCUCACACCAGUGGGGAUUAAAGCAUUCUUGCGGGUUUGCCUUAUGUUCUAUUUGUGCAAUGGUCCUGAAACAAAGAAAAUACUUCUAAAGCAGACCAUUACCAACUUGUCAACUAUCAUCUACAUUAUAUGCCUCAGAUGGUGCCAUGGCUAAAAUAAAUAUCACUCACAUACAUGCUAAGUACCAGUUCAUCAUUGUUUUCUGAUGGAUGUGGACACUAAAAUAAAGGUAAACUCACUUGUUUCUAGUCCUGGUUUUCAUGCCUAUCUAAAUGUAUAUAUUUUUAAACCUCAGUCUGUCUUGUUUGCAUGUCAAAAUGUUAGGUGGGACCUGGGAUGAGGGAAAACAUAUUUUUAAAAUCUAACAUUCACAUAAUUGCACUGUAGAGCUUACCAUCAGUGAUGAUAGUUAAUAUUGUGUUGCUUUUUAAACAAUCAUGCAUUUCAUUUGUUUGUCUUUUUAAAUCAGAGGUUCCAUUCACGUCAGCCAAGAACAGUAAAAUCCCUGCACCACUCACCUUUUCUUCUUCUGCCUUUCGACCUCCAAGAGUUAAAGGCACUAAGAUUGUGGUCUACAGUCCUGUUGAUGCUUGCUCACCUCUUUCUCAAGGUCCCUCUGGUUCCUUCGAGCUUUCUUGCUGCCUGUUCUCCCCAUUUGCAGGUUGCAAUUAAUGGUUUAUACACUCUAUAUUACACAGUCUGAAAUUACACUAGGAAUCUUAUAACUGGAGUUCUGAAAAUCUCAUUUGCAAACAUCAGCAUUUUUUUUUUUAAAUGAAUAUUUCAUGCAUGUACCCAGAACUGAAAAGGUGAUGAAAAGAGACCUCUUAAAAAUGUGAAAGUUCACUGCUGCUGAAAGGAAUCUGUCCGAGUACAUACUAACACACAUAUACUUUUAACAGCAAGAUUUUAAAUGGGCCAAUAAAAUUGUGCAGAUUUUCAGUUAUUUGUAUUAAAAGCUAUAUUAACCCCUUAACUGCAGUAAUUGAGUACGCAUAUAUACAAUUCUGACGAUGUCCCCCAAGGAGGCAGAUCAGGGGUCAUGGGCGGGGCCAGUACUAGCGGGUUUUCUUACCGGUUAAUGUUUUUAACCGUCGAUGUUUUUUCAAUAUCCACCUUUAAUUUAGUUUGUGUCCCUAGUAUAAGCAGAUUUCCCUUGCUGCAGUUUGCAUGAACUGCAAUUUAUUUUUUAAUGAGGUUUUCAAUUCACAAAGAUGGUUUGAAAUUGAGGCAUUACAAAUAAAGUAUUUACACCUGGAUCACAGCUUAAUCAGACAUGCAUGAAUUCCUGAGUUUCCUAGUGUGAUCAGACUGCUGUAUAAGGGGCUUUGACUGUUGCACUCUCUAUUACAUUGCUGUACGUAAGUGGAUUAUAUGAAUGUACAAAGCAUAGUAUUGCACAUUUCAGGAUCUUCCUUCAGCUGAAAGCAAGCAUGUUCGCUUAUACCUGCUUUUAAAUGCCAUGCAGAACAUUAUCAUUUCCUUACCUGUUAAAAGAAAAAAAAACAUUUCCAUAAUCUUCGCAUAUAUUCUCCUGAUUAUUAAAGUAAAACCGUUAGUUGGAGAAAUUUGAAGCAUUUUCACAAAUGGCGUGUUAUAUCUCUUGCCAGCAUAUUAAAUCUUGCUAAUGCUAUUCAAGAGAAUUUUGUUUCACUGGUAAUAGGCUAAAUGAUGCUGCUGUAUAGAUGUGUCUACAGCAAUGAGGACUUUAUUGUUGACUGAGCAACGCUAUAGUGUGCUAGUCAUGAUGUAGGUGACCGCCUCGCCUAUAAGAGUUUAAAACGUAAGUUAACCUACCUUUUCUCCAAUGCCGCGCUUCUCUUACAAUGGACCCCACCUCCUAGGUAUCCAUCAUAGGUAAGCAUGAGGCCAUCUAAGUUAAAUUAACUAAUAACUGCUACUAUCAACGAGACUUAGAUAUCACAUGAUACCUGGGGCUGCUCUUUGUCUGCUGGAGCCAAAUUUAAUGGCCACAUACGCAUCUAUGAGCUGUGUUCAGUGCUCAUAUGAGUGUAGAGUUAGGGGUCGUAUUAGGGCUAGAAAUAACAUAAGUGUUUGAAGUUUAUCCAUAUUGUGACACAGUUUCACUUCACCAAAGAGUGCAAGCAAAUAGCUAUUGUUAAAACUAGGGCAUGAUGUUAUUUGACUCUAUAUGUUCCCCAGAAAUCUGGCAAAGUUAUAUAUGAGGUGUAUUUCUGUACUUUGGAGAUGCAGAAUACAAACCAGGGGUCUUUAAAGUAGUAGGAUACACAAGAGUUGUGGUUAACUACCAUGGGUGGAGUCUACUUGCCUACAAAUAUAUACUUUUGUGUGACGUUUUUGGAUUUUGAGACUAAUAAAGCUGAAUUUUCAGCAUACCGUAUUUUGUAGAGGUUAAGCUUUAAAAUUGUAAAUCACUCCUUGUAAUAGUUGUCCUAUAACUGCCAAAAACUAGUUGCAAUCCUAGAUACAUAAGACAUUUAACAAUCAGAAUUUAUAAUUGAAUAUGUUUUUGAGCAUUUUUUAUUGCACGAGUUGUAUAGAAAUUCACAAAAAUGUGUCAGCAAAAAGUGCCUUUUUUUUUUUUUGAGCAUUUAUAAAACAAAUAUUUUAACCAUACAUGAUGUGUUAUGUAUACAUACAGUUUAUCAGAUGAAAUCACCCUCGUCUGUUAUUUAUGGGUGCUCUAAAGCAGAAAGCAUUAGAUUAUGUUGAAAUUAAAACAUAGCCUAAGUGCCAAAAAAGGUAUUGAUCACAAAUGCAUAUAAUCUUAGAAAAGCCUUGGUCACUAAAAGGUUAAACACAUGUUUUUAAAACAUCAUGAGGUGUGAUCCAAAAUGAUCAAAACCAGCAAGGGCAGCAGGUGGUAUUUGCAGUUGCAAUCCUUAUUUUGGGCACAUACGAAGUACAACACUCUGUUAGAGCCUUGUUUUGGCAAGAGACCAUAAAACAUUACUUAAGCACAUCAUCAGAAAGGCUUGCUGGAGUAUUGUAUUAUGGUCUCUUCAUUGAAUGGUUUUUUGGAAAAGCUGAACUCCUUUGCACCUUCUGGGGUAGGUGCUAUUCCAUACUUGUGAAAUACACCUUGGAGGAAAACCACUCUCUUUGGGUGUAAUUUAAAUUAACACACGGUAGAAGGCACAAAAUAUAAUCAAUGUAUUGGGAUAGGUCCCUCAUGUCCCAUCUGUCCAAAACUAUCACAUAUCUAUUCUGGAACACUUAUUGACCACUUGGAUUUAUAGAGAUUGUCUGUCUGUGUAAAAUUUUACAUGACAUAUCAUGAAACUAAAUAACAGUUUUUAUUCCCCCUUUCAUUCAAAGUGCUGGUAUCAUUUCAUGUUUUGCAAUUGUGUAAAAUGUUUGUCUUUCAAUUUUCAGUUAUUGCUUCUUUUAUGACCAAGAAUUAGCAACUCUGAGCUUUCAGUACUAGUUUUCUAACUUCAGUAAUGAAAGUGCAUAUGGAUCAUGCAUUAAUUUUCUCUUUAUACAACUAAGUAUUGCGAGAGCCAGAAUCACUUGGAAUUCUUUAAAAAAAUUUAUUUUGUUAUUUUUCUCAGCAUUAAUCCUUUGCUCAGUGCUUGCUUCUGGUUACAGCUGGCGUAGCUUGCUGGUGAUUGGCUUUCUACUGCCGCUGUUAUUUUACCUUAGCCUUGCUUCUAGCUGCAUACGUAGGCUUUCUUAUCUACAGAUGUAUACUUUGCUAAUGUUCCUUUAGACAUGUCCCUCUAAUUUUACUGGUUACUGCAGGCAAGUCUCUGAUGCCUCAAAGAUAGGAUAAUGCUAAUUUACAUUGUACAUGUAAUUUCUCAAUCAUUAACCAUCUUUUUAAUAUCUUUUGUGUGGGGUCAUCAAAUUAACCUCUUUUUAUUAUCGGACAUAUCAAAAAAUAAUAACUUUGCAACAUUUAAAGAAGAAAUCCCUGUUUUGGUGUUCUCUGUACACCAUAUAAAAUCAAAUGCCCCAUUUUAAGUCUUAAUUUAUAUAUCCUACAGAGGAAAGGAACACUAGCAACACUUACUGUAAUAUGUAAUCAUGUCCUCAUUAAUACUGUCUUCAUUUUUGAUUGUAGGAAAAACCAAACUGAAUCCUCCUUCAAAUGUCACCCAGAGCCAAAUUGACCGGGGAUCCCGUGAUGGCCCAACUCAGAGAGUCCCACGCCAGCCGAGUGCCAGUCGCAUGCAAAAAAGCAGCAGCUCAGGGAAGAGCAGUGGUGGAAGCAGUACAUAGGAUGUCUCGCUCCUUGACAUCGGAGUAAUAUCCAGACUGUUUAGCUCCUGCUAAUUACAUGCAAAAAAAACCAUGCAUUGUGGUACUGUAUGAGACAGGACGGUUGGUCUUUGUGUGUGUGUGUGCGUGUCGUUUUUUCCCUUCAAAAAGUCUGUAUAAUUCGGAAGAUUACUUAAUAUUUUAAAUCUAUGAUAUGUGUAUGGCUUUCAGUCUUUGCACAGUGUUACUGGUUUGAGCAGUGCAUUUGUCAUCAGUGUGUUUGUUCAAUCCUCUUGUAGUUUGACUCAGGACAUUCUUGUGUCCUGUGGAGCCAGAGGUACAUCAGAUUUCUAAAGAUAACAGCUAAUUGAUAGCUAUCCCCGCCAUAAUUUGAAAAUCCUAGCAUAAGGUUUGGAGGCUUAUAGAAGUUGGGGCAUUUGCAGUCCAUUCAGUGUAUCACCUGUGAACACAUGGGAUUUAACCACAGAUGCAACCUGCUUUUGUUUAUUUUUCUGUUGCUGUACAAUCAUUUCCUGCCAUGUUUAAAGCCUUGGCUAAAAUGUUACCUGCUCAUGCCAAUGAUAAAUGCAUUCUAAGUGCAAACAGUACCUUGGACAGUAGCAAUAUGUACACAAGCUGCUUUGACCAUUCUAAUUUGCCAUGUUUCGACCUCUGAAUUACUGUUUGGAAACAUUAGCAUGUUGUAUCCCUGAACAUGUGGUUUUCUACUGUAAGGGGAUACACUUUCUUGUAUGCAUCAAAUGAGUAAUUUCAUCAUGUGUUCAAUGUUGCAAAGGAUUACAUGUAUAGAAAUGUAUGCUAGGAGUGAUUUUCAAAGUGCCUGUUAUUUUAUUAGUGAUGCAAGUGUAUUAGAAAUAUUGUGUUUAAUCUAAUUGCAUGGAGGUACUCGGCUAGAAAUGGUUGUGUGUAUGCUAAUAUCAUGCUGCUAUAAGGGGGUAUAGUGCAAAAUCAUGUUUCUAUAAGCAAAAACCCAAACCUAGCUGCAGGGUUAUUUGCUGGUUUGUAGAGUUUUCUGUUAACAAUUACAGCCAAAGUUAUGUGAUUAAACCUCACCAAAUGCAUAUUAUAAAGCCUUAUUGUAUACAAUGUACAAACCGUAGUAGAUGUAUAUAGGUACUGAAAACAUAUUUAUUAUUGUUGUGAUAACCAUUGAUAAAUGGAAGGAUGUUUAGUUCUAGUGGUGCUAGAGGCCAAGAAACUUGAGCAGUGUUGAUCUAUUGGAAACUUUAGUGGAAAAUAACUUAAAGGGACACUCCAGGCACCCAGACCACUUCUGCCCGUUGGAGUGGUCUGGGUGGCAACUCCCAUCACCCUUAACCCUGCAAGUGUAAUGAUUGCAGUUUUUAUAAACAGCCACUAGAGGGUCUUCCGGGUUCUUGAAACACGAAAAGUAUUUUAAAUGACGCUGGACGUCCUCACGCUAUGCAGGAGGCCCUCCAGUGUCGUCGGAAUCCCCAUAGGAAAGCAUUUAAUAAUGCUUUCCUAUGGGGAGGUCUAAUGUGCGCGGCCAUUGCCGCGCAUGUGCAUUAGGUCUCCCCUGCCGAUGUCUGGGAGAAACGUGGGUGGAGCUUUACUCAGCGCCGAGGGACACCAGCGCUGGAUUCUGGUAAGUCACUGAAGGGAUUUUAACCCCUUCAGCAACAUAGGAUGGGAGGGGGGCACUGCAGAAACGGAUUUGUUUUCCUUGCACGGGAGAGUCCCUUUAAAUAAAGUGAUUGGCAGAUAGUCUGCUGUUCACAGUUGCUAUUCUGUUUCUCAUCAUUGCACGUUAAGGCCAGCUCUGCUUUAAAACACCAUGGAUGUCUAAAUAUAAUAUAUAUAGCCAUGUUUUGUUAGUUUGCUUAUUGAAUGUCAUUGCUAAUUUUAAGUGUGGUAUUUUGCUGACGGUUUGUGAAUAAUGCUACAAGUUAAUUGUAUUGUUUAUUUUUCUAGAAAACAAAAAUAGCAAAUAUGAAACAAGUGCUAUCUAUAUUGGCUAUUACUUGUGUAAAUAAAAAUACUACAAGCCGAUGUGUUGCCUUUUUCCUUCUAAACCAAAAAACUAAAGUAUCAGAGUAAAACUAAAGCAGAGUGCCAC
Pelobates cultripes (western spadefoot toad) is the source of this 19649-nucleotide messenger RNA. NCBI's taxonomy places the organism in Eukaryota, Metazoa, Chordata, Amphibia, Anura, Pelobatidae. The record is from the annotation of a GenBank genome assembly.